Molecule: messenger RNA, 1410 nt
Organism: Musa acuminata subsp. malaccensis (wild Malaysian banana)
Lineage: Eukaryota; Viridiplantae; Streptophyta; Magnoliopsida; Zingiberales; Musaceae
Product: ankyrin repeat domain-containing protein 2A
Biological process (GO): protein targeting to chloroplast
Cellular component (GO): chloroplast outer membrane
Molecular function (GO): protein binding; chloroplast targeting sequence receptor activity
Source: RefSeq, a predicted model, not a curated record
AUAGCCCGAGGGUUUUUCUGCCGUCUUUCGGAUUUCAGUCCUUGUUCUCCACUGGGCGAGAAGAGGCGAGGCGUUCGCAGCCGCCGCCCACCCCCCGUCUGCGAUCUGCGUCGCCCGUCAUGGCUUCCGGAAGUAAAGAUGACAAGCCUAGCUCAGGUGAGAAAUCUGAAGCAUCAUCUACCCAACAGCAAGCUGGUGGCCUAGGGACAACUUCAACUCCAGCGGCAGGGUUUCCAGCGAAUCCUUUUGAUUUUUCUUCUAUGCAGAACCUCCUUAAUGAUCCGACAAUUAAAGAAAUGGCUGAGCAGAUUGCUAAGGACCCUGUAUUCAGUCAAAUGGCUGAACAGCUUCAAAAGAGUGUCCAUAGCGUAGGUCAAGAAGGUGUCCCUCCAUUGGAUCCUCAACAAUACGUUUCAACGAUGCAGCAAGUCAUGCAAAAUCCUCAGUUCAUGAAUAUGGCUGAACGCCUUGGAAAUGCUAUCAUGCAGGAUCCUGGAAUGUCUUCAAUGCUUGACAGUUUGGCAAAUCCUGCUCAAAAAGAACAGAUUGAAGAACGAAUGGCUCGCAUGAAGGAUGAUCCAUCCCUGAAGACAAUUCUUGAAGAGAUAGAAAGCGGAGGUCCCUCUGCAAUGAUGAAGUACUGGAAUGAUCCUGAAGUUCUACAAAAGCUUGGUCAAGCCAUGGGAGUUGGGCCUUCAGAUGAUGGUGUUACGUCUACUGAGCUUUCAGGACCUGAAGAAGCAGAAGAUGGUGGAUAUGAGGAUGAAUCUAUUGUUCAUCACACUGCUAGUAUUGGUGAUGUUGAGGGUUUGAAGAAGGCCUUAGAUUCUGGAUCAGACAAGGAUGAAGAGGACUCAGAGGGAAGAAGAGCUUUGCAUUUUGCUUGUGGUUACGGUGAGGUGAAAUGUACUCAGAUCCUUCUUGAAGCAGGAGCUGUAGUGAAUGUAUUGGACAAGAACAAGAACACUCCACUUCACUAUGCUGCUGGCUAUGGGCGCAAAGAGUGUGUGGCACUGCUUUUGGAGUAUGGUGCAUCUGUCACUGUGCGGAAUCUGGACGGGAAGACUGCAAUUGAUGUCGCCAGGCUGAACAAUCAAGAUGAGGUCCUGAAGUUGUUUGAGAAGGAUGCCUUUCUUUAAGCAUAUCUUUCUUUGACUCCUGGACGUGUGGGUAAAUGUUGCUGUAGAAGGAAGGUCUGCAUGUCGGCUCUGCAGUUUGCACGUUGCUUCAAGUUUGCUUUUAUUUCUUGAUGCUUAGUUGAAGCUUUUGCAUGAACUUUCAAAUUAUGAAUCUAGGUCUGGAAAUCUCAUUGGUUUUAGUAUUCCCCCAUAUGUUGUUUCUGUACCAGAGUGUAUUCAUUUAAUGACCAUGCAUGAUUAAUAAUGUUUGUGUAAGUUUAUUUUCCUUCAA